Molecule: messenger RNA, 543 nt
Organism: Rotaria sp. Silwood2
Lineage: Eukaryota; Metazoa; Rotifera; Eurotatoria; Philodinida; Philodinidae
Source: the annotation of a GenBank genome assembly
AUGGGUUGUAGUCGAUUUAUUCUAACGUCAUUAACAAUUAUUCGUUCAAUGCAUGAAAAAAAAUGUAAUGAACCAAGAUUCCAACGACUAAAACUACAUUCUGUUAAUAUUCCAAAUCUUAUGAAUCUAUUCGAAUUUUUGGUCUUAUCGAAUCGAGAAGAUCUGAUUCGACUUCGUGAUCUCAGAAGUUACUUUAAUGAAUUCAGUUAUAAAACAUAUCCUGAUCUUUUAUCAAAUAUGAAUCAUGUUGAUGCAUUCGAUGGUUACGAAUUAAAUUGGCAAAAUGAAUUAGUAUUAGUAACCAUUACAGUCAUUACUAUGAGAACGUUUACCAUUUGUAAUUCAACACGACAAGAUAAAAUUGCUGAUUUAGCAAUGAAAUGUCGUAGAAUCGGUGAAAAAUGGAUUUUUCUUAUUUCGAAAAAUCUUCAAAUAGUCUUGUCUUCAGCUCUUAAUGAAAUUGAACAACUUCGUCUCAAGAUGGUAACUAUUGGUAUUCCAUGUAUAUUAACAUUUUCAACUCAUUCAGAUCGAAUACAUUAA